AUGUCAUGCCUUCAAGUGUCGAGGCCCAACCCCAAUCUUCCCUAUCCAUUCUCACAACCACCACCACCGAACGCCACUCCAAAUCACGAUUAUUUAUCCACUCAGAUGGCCUAUCCACCUUCACCGUUGCUAUUUACAUCCAACCCUCAACCUAACCCGUCUACCCAACCUCCAUCCCCUAACACCCCAAACUCCAACCCUAGCCAUGAUACUGCGAUCUUUCUUAGAUCGGGGACUUUAUACUCCACUCAUAUUUUGGUCCCUAAUAGUGAUUAUGGGGAAGUUUCUUCAACGGAUAAUGAUUUUCAAGUGAGCAUUGAUCAUAGGGGUGACCUUGAGAAGGGAGAAGAAGAGGAAGCUUUUGAAGGGGGGAGUGAGAAGAAGGAUGAGGAAGUUGAGGAGAAGAAGAAUGAUGUUGUAGAGGAAGUAGAAAGAGAGAGGAAAAAGAAGAAUGAAGAAGAGAGACGGAGGAAGAUACAGGAAAGAAGGAAACUUGAGCGUCAACAUGCUUCGCCGCUCCCUUUUCUAUGCAAAGCAAUGGAGAAUAUAUUGCAAGAAAAGUUUCUUAAGUUCUUAGAGCAUAUGAGGAAGCUAGAAAUGAAAAUACAGUUCUUGAAGGCUAUGGAGCAAAUGCCUCAAUAUGGAAAGUAUUUGAAGAUUCUCUUGGGGAACAAUAAGAGGCUUGAGAGCAAAGUAGUUAAUUUUCCGGAGCAAGUGAGUGCCUUCAUCCAAGGUACGUGGGCUAAAAAAGAGAAGGCUAGAGAGCCUUUUGUGCUUCUAGUGACUCUUGGGAAGAUGGAGGCUAAGGGAUUACUAGCUAACCUUGGGGCUUCAAUAAGCCUCAUACUGAUAAAUAUCGCCAAGCAACUUCCCUUUGAGCUCAAGCCAUCCAAAAAAACCAUCCAACUUCCCAAUCGUAGCAUAAAGAUGCCAUGUGUGAAGUUCGAGGAUGUACCUAUCCAAGUGGAAAACAUUGUAGUCCUAUGA
Messenger RNA from Amaranthus tricolor (Joseph's coat), 987 nucleotides. RefSeq lists its product as uncharacterized. The record is from RefSeq and is a predicted model, not a curated record. The transcript has 2 exons. Lineage: Eukaryota; Viridiplantae; Streptophyta; Magnoliopsida; Caryophyllales; Amaranthaceae. Bases 1 to 987 code for a protein of 328 amino acids.